UGAUGCUGGGCUGAUGGACAUCCAGUGUCCAACGUUAGCAGAGAGACACAGUCAUGUAUCGGGGGCUGUCAUGUCUGGUUCUCUGCGUCCUGCUUGGAAUGGUCAGAGGGAGCCGGAAGAUGUCAAAGCUGGCGGACAGGAAGCUGUGUGCGGAUGAGGAGUGCAGUCAUCCCAUCUCUAUGGCAGUGGCACUGUCUGACUACAUGCCCUCUGACUGCCGCUUCAUACCCGUCAGGCGGGGGCAAACAAUGUACAUUUACUCCAAGUUAAAGGGCCGCGGGCGACUCUUCUGGUUUGGCAGUGUGCAAGGAGAUGAAUAUGGGGAGUAUACAGCCAAGCUGGGUUAUUUUCCCAGCUCCAUUGUACAAGAAGAACACUAUCUGAUGCCAGGAAAAGUGGAGGUCAAAACAGACCAAUGGGAUUUUAUGUGCAAUUGAUUUCUUCCCUCCCUCUGUUCUGUAUUCUAUACUCCACGGAGCUCACCGGUCCUCUGUUACAGACUGCAACGGGACUGAACAAUCUGAUGAGAAAACCAGACCUAUAAAUAAAUGUUUCUUUCUGUGCAUGAUACUGUAUGCUUCUUUGUACAAUACAUACAUAUUAAAUAAAAAUAAAAUACUACCAUGUUGCCAA
This is a messenger RNA of Pseudophryne corroboree (corroboree frog), 633 nucleotides long. RefSeq names its product MIA SH3 domain containing (gene MIA). Gene Ontology annotation, molecular function: protein binding. The record is from RefSeq and is a predicted model, not a curated record. Bases 54 to 437 code for a protein of 127 amino acids. Gene Ontology annotation, biological process: extracellular matrix organization. The transcript is spliced from 4 exons. Lineage: Eukaryota; Metazoa; Chordata; Amphibia; Anura; Myobatrachidae.